Messenger RNA from Daldinia vernicosa, 282 nucleotides. RefSeq lists its product as uncharacterized. The record is from RefSeq and is a predicted model, not a curated record. NCBI's taxonomy places the organism in Eukaryota, Fungi, Ascomycota, Sordariomycetes, Xylariales, Hypoxylaceae. The transcript has 2 exons. Bases 1 to 282 code for a protein of 93 amino acids.
AUGCUCCCUCAACUUUCCCUGUUGGCCCUCCUCCCCCUCGCCAUCACAGCGACCCCCAUCUCCACGCCUCCUGUUGGAGCCUCGCCUACCCCUGGCGUCAUGUUCGACGAGAUCCACGUCAGCUGCCCCAACAACGCAGCCCUGCACGCCUACAACAAGUGCUACAAUGACAACGCUCCCCAGAACUGCGGCGACAAGCCUGGUCCUGACAAGAAGAUCUGCGAUCAGCUGUGGCAGAUCUGGUGCGGACAAGAUGCCGGCUGCAAUGUCACCGAGUCUUAA